GCUCUGAGACCUCUUUUGAAGGAAGAUGAGUGCUCCUGCCAGGAUAAUGUAACAGGAGUGUCCAACUUCUAGGCUGACUCCACCAUGGGAGCCAAUACUUCAAGCAAGCCACCAGUGUUUGAUGAAAAUGAGGAUGUCAACUUUGACCACUUUGAAAUUUUGCGAGCCAUUGGGAAAGGCAGUUUUGGGAAGGUCUGCAUCGUACAGAAGAAUGACACCAAGAAGAUGUAUGCAAUGAAGUACAUGAACAAACAAAAGUGUGUGGAGCGCAAUGAAGUGAGAAAUGUCUUCAAGGAACUCCAGAUCAUGCAGGGUCUGGAGCAUCCUUUCCUGGUUAAUUUGUGGUACUCCUUCCAAGAUGAGGAAGACAUGUUCAUGGUGGUGGACCUCUUGCUGGGUGGGGACCUGCGUUAUCACCUGCAGCAGAACGUUCACUUCCAGGAAGACACUGUGAAGCUCUUCAUCUGUGAGCUAGCCAUGGCCCUGGACUACCUGCAGAGCCAGCGCAUCAUUCACAGGGAUAUGAAGCCUGACAAUAUCUUACUCGAUGAACAUGGGCAUGUGCAUAUCACCGACUUCAACAUUGCAGCAAUGCUACCCGGGGAGAUGCGGAUCACCACCAUGGCUGGCACCAAGCCUUACAUGGCACCCGAGAUGUUCAACUUCAGAAGAGAAGCAGGCUAUUCCUUUGCUGUUGACUGGUGGUCCCUGGGUGUGACGGCAUAUGAGCUGUUGAGAGGCCGGAGACCAUAUCAUAUUCGCUCCAGUACUUCCAGCAAGGAAAUUGUACACAUGUUCGAGACUGCUAUUGUGACUUACCCUUCUGCCUGGUCACAGGAAAUGGUGUCACUUCUUAAAAAGCUACUUGAACCCAAUCCAGACCAACGAUUUUCUCACUUGUCUGAUAUUCAGAACUUCCCAUAUAUGAAUGAUAUGAACUGGGAUGCGGUUUUGCAGAAGAGGCUCAUUCCAGGUUUUAUUCCUAAUAAAGGCAGGCUGAAUUGUGACCCCACCUUUGAACUUGAAGAAAUGAUUUUGGAGUCCAAGCCUCUUCACAAGAAAAAGAAGCGCCUGGCAAAAAAGGAAAAGGAGAUGAGGAAAAGUGACUCCUCCCAGACAUGCCUUCUUCAAGAACACCUUGAAAACGUUCAGAAGGAGUUCAUCAUUUUCAACAGAGAAAAAGUAAAAAGGGACUUUAUUCAAAGGCAAGGAAAUCUAGCCUUGGAACGAACCAAAGACCCGCAAGAAGGGGAUGGACAGAGUAACAACCUGUGAAGUCCACGAUGUCUUCUUCUUGGGACACAUCUUGGCUCCUCAAGCCAGGGAUUCCUGCUUAGCCACAUCAGGAAGACAGAGAGCCGUUCUCACCACACCUCACGACUUAGAAAAUGUGAAUGAAUAUCUCAAGGGAGGCAGCAUGAUACGGUGAAAGGAGCCCUGGGCCAGGGCCCCUGGGAUCUAGAUUUGCCACUCACGUGUGACCUUGAGCAAGUUACUUCAUCACUUUCUCUGCUUCAGUUAAUUCAUCUAAAAUUAGAGGGCUUUAUUAGAUGAGCUCGGCGCUGACUUUUUAGUACUAACAUUCUGUUAUCUAAACAGCCUUUGUUUUUAUUUUAAAAUGGAUAUUUUAAUGUAGAUUUAUUUUUCCACUCUUUCUAAUUACACUGUGACAAAUGGAAAAAUGGACACAGGAUUGAAUGAGGCUCUUCAUAGCUAGAAAACUUCAUAAAGAGGUCCCCCAGCCUGAUGAAUGGAAAGAAGGGGUUCCAUCAGGAAGAAAUGAGUGGGGCCAGAUUGGAAACCAUACAGAUUUAGAAGGGUCUCUGGCGAUGUGCUGGAGUCUGCUUGCAUCAGCUAGCAGGAGUGUGUUGUUUAUAGGUCUUUCCAAUCCCUGCUCAGUGAUGUGAAGUUAGUAGCUUGAAACUGGUGAUAGUGGGAGGAUUUUUACACUAUGGAGAUUGGCCAACUCUACAAAUCAGAGCCCCCUCCCCACCCCAUCCCAGCAAGCUGGUUGUUAAACAGAUAUCCGCAUAUCUCUGACCUUCUUCCAACUGACAUGCUCCUUGAGGGCUAAUUGUCCUCUGAAGAUUAUCUGAGACCUGGUGUGGGGGAAGAUAAGGGAAAACAGCGUCAUACUGAAAGAAUGUCUGCCUUUUAGUACUGCAAAGUUGCAUCUUACACAGGGGGGUAUAUCCUAAGUUAGAACAUGAAGUGACCUUGGAAGAUGGUAAAGUUUGCUGUUGAAAAAUCCCUUAAAUUACCCACAACAUACAGUGAGUACCUUUUCUCAGCAAGGCUCAGUACAGUGAGGCAUCUUUUGGUACUGAAAGAAACCACUGUGUUUGUUUUGAUUUCAUUAUUUUUAUUUUUGGUCUUUUUUUUUUUUUUGGCUAGUACCAAAUGAAGUAAAGUUUUGAACAAAUUAUACGUCUUUAUAGACUGGAAUUACACUGAGAACAGUGGGACGUUCACGCGUCUGCGACGC
Messenger RNA from Loxodonta africana (African savanna elephant), 2485 nucleotides. It is a transcript of the gene STK32A, whose product is annotated as serine/threonine kinase 32A. Bases 85 to 1275 code for a protein of 396 amino acids. The record is from RefSeq and is a predicted model, not a curated record. Gene Ontology annotation, biological process: protein phosphorylation. The transcript is spliced from 12 exons. Gene Ontology annotation, molecular function: ATP binding; protein kinase activity. NCBI's taxonomy places the organism in Eukaryota, Metazoa, Chordata, Mammalia, Proboscidea, Elephantidae.